AUGCAUGGUGGAUAUUACGGGGCCCAAGGGAAAGGAGGUCUUCGUGCCAUGGGGUUCGGUUUAGAGUUUGGGUCUUUCUGGCGUGGAGCCACAAGCUGCACCUGUGAGAGUACGUCAGUGAAGAUGAGAGCACUGCUGAUUCUCACCCUCUACAUUUCAUCUCUUGGGGUCCUGCACUGUGGCCCCGACCCCUCUCCCACAGAACUGAGUGAGGAUGUUCUCCAGGGGCUGUCGAGGGAUGGUGAGCGUUAUGUUGACGAGGAGAUGAAGAGAGCCUUGUUUGGGGUGAAGCGGAUGAAGGAGGUGAUGGAGAAGAACCAAGAGAAGCAUGAACACCUCAUGAAGACCCUCAAAGAAAGUAGCGACAAGAGGAAGGGGGCAGUGCAACUGGCCACGGAGGCGGAGCUAAAACUUCAGAAGGCGGAGGAGCAGUGCCAUGAUUCGCUAAGGACAUCAUUUAUGGAGUGUCGACCCUGCCUGGAAGACACGUGCAAGACAUUUUACACCUCCACCUGCCGGAGAGGCUUCUCCUCCUUCUCUUUCAAAGUGGAGGAGUUCUUCAGGAGGUUAUCCUCUCAACUGGAAACUCCAGACCAGGUUGUCAAUCAGAACCAAGAUAACCUGAACCAGACCCAGAACUCGGACGAUCCAGAUCUGGAGCUGGUGCGGCUGAAUGCCUCCUUCAGUCAGAUGCAAGGGAAAAUGAGCUCCCUGCACAACCGGAGCACAGAGCUGGUCAACAACAUGCACCAAGAGUUUGGCCAUGGCUUCUGGGUGGCCUUUACCACUAAGCUGAAGCCCGAGCCCCUCUUCCCCACACAGGAGUCCCCUAGUGGGGGCUUCUUCAUGGGCAUGGGCCGCCUUGGCAGCAUGGGCCUAGAUGAUGUGUUGGAGGAAGUAUAUGACUUUGGCCGGGCGGUAGUGGAAGACUUCAGCGAUGCAAUGACAGAUGUCUUGGACGAGAUGCAGGAGGCUGUAGAUGAGGAGUCUUGGCAGCAGAGAGAGUCCUUCCCUAGCUGGAGCUGGGUCCCAGUUCCAUUCCCAGAUAUGUAUCUCUGUAGACAGCUCCGCAGGCAGGUAGCAGAGUGCUGGCAGCUGCAGAGACUGUGCGAGUCCUGUCAGGACACUUUGGUGAAAGAGUGUCCCAGUGUUAGGGAACUCCACUCUGCGCUGGAGGAGACCUACAUGCUGCUCAACACGUCUCGUCUGCAGUAUGAGGAGAUGCUGCAGGUGGUCCAGAAACACACGGAUGACACACGCACCUGGCUCAGCGCCAUGGAGGCCAAAUAUGGCUGGGUAACGCAGCUCACCAAUGGCACCCUGGGUCCUCGGUACAUCUUCGGUGUGAGCGCGGUGGUUCUACAGGUGAGGGAUAACGGGUUUAAAGGUGACACCAGAGUGGUGUUGAACAUCCUGAACUCUCCUUCAUUAACCCUCUCCGUCCCUGCAGAGCUAGAGGUGCAGGACUCUGCCUUCAUUCAGUAUGUGGCCCAAGAGGCCCUGGCCCACUACAAACAGUCAAAGAUAUGA
This is a messenger RNA of Oncorhynchus masou masou (cherry salmon), 1530 nucleotides long. Its product is annotated as clusterin-like protein 1. The transcript is spliced from 9 exons. The coding region runs from base 1 to 1530 and encodes 509 amino acids. Gene Ontology annotation, cellular component: nucleus. NCBI's taxonomy places the organism in Eukaryota, Metazoa, Chordata, Actinopteri, Salmoniformes, Salmonidae. The record is from RefSeq and is a predicted model, not a curated record. Gene Ontology annotation, molecular function: misfolded protein binding.